AUGUCAUGGCCCGUGGUAGGGCGGUCAUACAUGAUCCAGCGGGUGCGGGCCAAGCUGUCCGUGCAGAGCCCUGAUCCCAGCACGCAGCGGGUGUGGAUAUCAGAGCAGUUCCAUAAGAUGUUGAAGCGUGAGACCAGUACACGGUUAGGCCAGGCCAUCAACAUUGCCGUGUACUGGGACAUUGCCAUUAGGAUCAGCUGGCAGUUCAUGCGGCCGUCCAGCGCGUUUGCCAGCAACAUGCAGGAGGAGCAGAAAUUGGCGGCGGCCGCAUUGAACGCGGACACAGAGAAUGGCAUAGAUAAGAAGCAGUGGAUAAGCUAUAUUACUAAUUUGCAGGCAGUUAUUGAUUGGCACCAGUUUUUAGGGUUCACAUCCGCCGCGGUGUUGGGGCCCGGGAUCAGCAAGCACAAGCAAUCCCCGUGGGAGGAUAAGGCCGAGAAGGACCGGACCAUGCAGCAGCACUGGUUAAAUAUUAUGGACAUGCGCACCGCGUUGCAGCGGAUAACCGGGUCCGAGAUAAUUCAGUUCCGCGGUAUACAGGCCCCUGCAUUGCGGGCAAUCCAGGAUGGUGAGAGCCCCGUGGUGGCAGUGAUGCCUACCGGGGGGGGCAAGAGUAUGUUGUUCAUAUUACCCGUAUUCGCGGAGCCCGGGGGCGUGAUAAUUAUAGUAAUCCCAUUGAUAUUAUUGCGUCAGGAUAUAAUCUGGCGGUGCCAGGCAUUGGGCAUAUUAUAUGUAUCGUGGAAGAGCUGUCGGCUGCUAGACAAGGCCACAAUUAUAUUGAUAGUGUUGUUGACCGCCACGUUGCCCCCCCGGUUGGAGACCCCAUUGUUCCGUUGGAUGGGUUACACCCGGGAGCAGGUAAGCAUGUUCCGGGCGUGGACCAGCCAUCCUAAUAUAGUAUAUCGGGUGUGGCAGCCUGUGGUCCCCUGUCCGGCGGCUGUGUGGUUUGAGACCGAAUCUGUGGUGGCAUUCAUCCGGGAGCGGAUCCAGCGGGCCAGCAGCGGAAAGGUAAUCAUAUAUAGCCAUGCAGUAAGCCAUAUCACGGGCAUUGCCCGGGUAUUGGAAUGUGAAGUGUAUUACAGCCAGCAGAUUAAUAAGCUAUCUAUAUUGCACUGGUUUACAUAG
Aspergillus alliaceus is the source of this 1125-nucleotide messenger RNA. RefSeq lists its product as uncharacterized. Gene Ontology annotation, cellular component: chromosome; cytoplasm. The coding region runs from base 1 to 1125 and encodes 374 amino acids. Gene Ontology annotation, molecular function: nucleic acid binding; 3'-5' DNA helicase activity; ATP binding. The record is from RefSeq and is a predicted model, not a curated record. Gene Ontology annotation, biological process: double-strand break repair via homologous recombination. Lineage: Eukaryota; Fungi; Ascomycota; Eurotiomycetes; Eurotiales; Aspergillaceae. The transcript has 4 exons.